AAUUUAAAUUCCAUAGGAUAUAACGUAUCGUUUGAUGUUUUUCACCUGUUGCUGUCUAUUUUUCGUGUGACAAUUGAACUUGUUUUCUUCUAAUAUGACUGAUAAUAAUGACAUUUUCAUGCAAAAUGGAAAAGGAGAAGACAGAAAAUCUGCUGAAGAAAUGGAUGUAUUACGUCAAAAAAUGUUAGCAUAUGAAUAUCUCUGUCAUCUGGAAGAAGCUAAAAAAUGGAUGGAAGCUUGUCUCAGAGAAUCAUUACCUCCGACAACAGAGUUGGAAGAGAAUCUACGCAAUGGAAUAUACUUAGCAAAACUUGGCCAUUUUAUAGCACCUGAUAUCCUGCCACUGAAUAAGAUCUAUGAUUCUGAGCAGCGUAGAUACAAAAUUGUAGGAUUACAAUUUCGUCAUACGGAUAAUAUAAACCAUUUUUUAAGAUGUUUGAAAUGCAUGCAACUACCGUUGAUAUUUCAACCAGAAACAACAGAUAUAUAUGACAAGAAGAACAUGCCACGAGUAAUAUAUUGUAUCCACGCUCUUAGUACACAUUUAUUUAAAUUGGGGAGAGCACCACAGAUACAAGAUUUAUAUGGAAAAAUAAAUUUCACAGAUGAAGAAAUUGACACUGUUAGUAAAGAACUACGAAAAUAUGGUAUCCAAAUGCCUGCUUUCCAAAAAAUAGGAGGUUUAUUAACUAACAAUAUCGCUACUGACACUGCUACUCUUCAUGCUGCUGUAAUUGCAGUUAAUCAAGCUGUGGUGAAGAAAGAUAACAUAAUGAUAUUACAAACGCUUCAAUGUAAAGCAGCGCAAUUGAAUAACAUUGUCCCUGCUUAUAUUGAAAAAUACACGAAGACAUUGUCAGAAGCUAAAGCUAAAAAGGUAGAGGCGGCGCUUAACAGGUCUCUCAAUGACAGUUAUGAACCAGAUGCAUAUGAUGAAUUAUUAACACAAGUUGAAAUACAAGGACACAUUAAUUAUGUGAAUGCUUAUUGUGCACUGAAAACUAUAAUUUCAUCUGCAUAUUGUGAAGAUAAUAAAUUAAUACCUGCUCUAAUGGCACAAACAUUAUCUCUUAAGAAUAUAAUUCCUGAAAAUGCUGAAAUGUACAAUGGAGAAUUGUGGCAACUAUUUGAAAAUGUCGAAUGGCACGAUAUAGCUUCCAAAAACAUUCACUACUGGCAAAAACUACUUCAGAACUCCAUUGACAGAGUAAAUGAGAUAGCAUUGCAACAUCACGAACGAAAAGAAACUGUGGAACGUUUAAAUAUGGUUUUACUUCAAGAUUCGGAUGAAGAGAAAUUUUACGAAAUUUUGCGAAGUCCUUGUUUGGGAAUUUCUCAUCAGAUCGAUGAAUUCGCAGUCCCAUUAUAUCACCAAGAGAUGAAAGAGGAUCGUCUUGAAUCGGAGGAUAAUAUUACAUACAAUGACAUAGUAGUCAGCGUAACUGUGUUAACCACUAUCGCAUCCAUUUCCAAAGCAGUAGACACGGGAAAUCCAGAUCUCGUGUAUGAAAAAUUAUCGAGCGCCGAAGCACGCAUAUUCGAGCUAGAUGAAGAGAAUAAAGCAAAGUAUACCUGUGCACUGACGAAUGUUCGGCAUGAAAAGCAACUAAAUGGCUUAAAAUGCACUUUAUUAACUUACAGUGAUAUUCAAAUAUGCGUAGAUUCGGUAAAUGCACAAUGCAUUAAGAACUCUGAAGUUAUAGAAGUUUUACAACGAUUAAAUCGGGCCGUGAUCGAGAACGAUUAUGAUAGUUUGACGGAAGCUUUUGAAACGAUAUGUAUGAAACUUGAUAUACACAUGUCUUCAUACGACAUGUCACUUUACUUAAAGCUAUUCAAGGAGCGUUUAAUUGAGAAACAAUUUGAUGGAUCUGAAUUAUGGCUAGAUGAUGUUGAAACCAUAGCGGAGAUGGUUAAGUCAGAAAGCAUGAAAGUCGAAGACAUGAUUACAUUUUUGAGUGAUAUUAAUGAGGCUGUGAAACGGGAUAACAUGUUAGAUGUGAUUGAUUGCCUUCAAAUAGUCGGUUGUACACUUAAUGAAGCAUGUCAUGAGGAAUGUUAUCAGGCAUUGCGGCAGUUACAAAAGCGAAAGCGAGAAAUCUACAGUUCCCCGUACGUUUUAUACAUCACUGAUAACGGAAAUGAAGCAUAUAUCGACGUGGAGAAAAACGUAUAUACGUGGGAUCGACCGACAGAUAUCAUGGAAUCUUACUAUAUCACCAGAGAAGAUGUAAAAGAAAUAAUUAAAUCCAUCGACGUUGCAUCGAAGAAACGUCAGAAGUGGCACGAAAAUAGGAUAUUGGAAGAAAUCAUAACCAGAUUUCAGGCUUGUAUCCGGGGAUAUCUGCUACGUAAAAAAAUUCACGAAAUACGUUCUCAGUUCAAAAAGAAUUUAAAGAAAGUUGUCAUGAUACAAGCAUGGUGGAGAGGCGUUAUGCAACGUAAACGAUAUCUCAAGUUUUUAGAAAGAAAAUGGCAAGAUGCAACAUUGCAUGAGCACAAAUCAUUAAACGCGAAAACAAUGAAUAGUUAUGAUAUAUUAAGCCUAUAUAAGAACAAACAAGACAUCAGGCGCAUAAUAAAGAUACAAGCUUUGUGGCGUGGCCGAAUAUCAAGGAAAGCCUUUCAUUCGUUACUGUACUCGGAAAAACCAUCAUUUGCUGUGGUCAGACACUUUUCAACGGUGUUAGGCUUCAAUGCGGAAGAUUACGAUAAGGAUUUAGAGCUACAAAAAUUAAAGCUCGACGUUGUGCAAGGUAUUAAACACAAUCAGAAUUUGUCGCAACAGCUGGAUAGCAUGUACGUCAAAAUAGGAUUGUUGAUCCAGAACAGAAUAGCGCUACAGGAUGUAGUAGCGCAUAGUAAGAAUUUGGAUACUCUUGCAAAGGAGAAAAAUACAACUGAGGACCAAGUAAUUACCAACGACAACAUUAUGACGAAAGCGCACAAAGGUCUCAGAUCACUAACGAAAGAGAGUCGUAAGAUUCUGGAAGGAUAUCAGCAUUUAUUUUACGCCUUGCAAACAAAUCCGCAAUAUCUUUCCAAAUUAUUGCAUUUGCCUCCUCAGGGCAAGACAAACAAAUUAUUUCUGAAAAAUGUAAUCUUGACGUUAUUCAAUUUCGGUUCGAACACGCGAGAAGACUACCUGUUGCUGAAGCUCUUCGGUAGCGCUCUGAGAGAAGAGAUUAGAUGCAAUUGUGACAAACCUUCGGAUGUUUUGACCGGCAAACCGCUUGUACGCGAAAUGGUGGUGAGUUAUGCGAAACAAUUGAGCGGUCAGGGAUUAUUGAAGCAAGUCGUGGGACCAUUGAUUGAAAAAGUCUUGGGAGACAAGACUCUGUAUCUCGAGACGAAUCCAUCGGAUAUAUAUAAGUUGUGGCGGAAUCAACUGGAAAUGGAAUCUGGUCAAAUUCAAGACAUGCCUCAGACGGUGUCUCGAGAGAGCGCAUUGUGUUUCCCUCACGUGGUCAAAGUGUUGAACAAAACAAUAAAUGACCUGAAAAAUAUCUCUCUCGAGUUUCUGAAUAAGAUAACGGAAUCUCGCGAUUGGAUACCAUACGGAAUGCUUUAUAUGGCAAAAGUUCUGUACGACUCGUUAACAGAGAAGUUCCCGCAUGCUCCCGAGAAGGAUAUUUUGAAGGCCGUUGGCAAUUUGAUUUAUUAUCACUUCAUCAAUGCCGCAAUCGUAGCGCCCGACACCUUUGACAUCGUGUCGUUGCCGGUCGACAAAUCGUUGUCUAGCAAUCAGAGGCGGAAUCUGGCCACGAUUGCCAAGAUUUUGCAGUUUGCCUCCACGAAGAAGGGUUUCGGCGACGAGUCACCGCAUUUGGGAUGCCUUAAUCAGUUCAUAAUCGAAUGCCACGAACAGUUCAAAAGUUUUUUCCGAUACUGUUGUCAGGUAGAGGAUCUCGAGGAGCACUUCAAUAUCCACGAAUAUACGGAAGCUACGCUCAUACAAAAGCCGGAAAUAUGUAUAUCUUUGCAAGAAUUAUGUGACAUACAUAAUUUGGUGCUGAAUUAUCAGGAUGAAAUAGCGCCUGAUCAGUCUGACACUUUGCAUGACUUGUUGGAAGAUUUAGGUCCGGCGCCGAGUGUAGCAUCGUUACUCGGAAUAUCUCAAUCGACGUACGAAACAAACUUCCCACGAUAUUGCAAGACCGAGGUGUGUUUGGUGUUGACUAAUAAGUACCAAAUACCGCGACACGACGAUGCGAAUCUGAGCAAUCUCUUUAUACAAGCGAAAGAGUUGCUCGUUUCGGUUCUUCCGUUUUUAAAGAGGCAGACUUUGGUGGAAUCUUUGGAGACCACUUGUUCUCCGAUGUAUGUGAAGCUGUACGAUCAUGAACACUCGAUGGCAAUGCCAACACUACACGUUAUUCGCGAGAGCUCUUCUAUAAAUGACUGCAAGUUGCAAUUGCGUUCAUAUCUGCACAAACUCGAACUCGAAGGAUGGGUGAAUCGUGCGGAUGGUUAUCAAACGAUUGUGACUGCUAUAGCGAAGGAUAUUUGCAACAAGAAGAAGUAUCGAGUUAUGAGAGAUAAAGAGUUGCAGACGUUGCGUGCGACCAAAGAACGACUAGAGGAGAAAACGAAGUAUUACGAGGAGCAAGUUAAAUUUUACAAUCAGUAUAUACAACGUUGUCUCGAAAAUUUACACACCGGAAAAGGUUCACGUCGCGCGUAUCAAGCACUGCAGAAAGAUACGCAUGGCAAACUGAGAUCAAAGAUGACGUUGAAGUAUUCCGCCUGGAAGUUGCAAGAGAAGGGUGUGCUAGUGGAGGUGGACGGAUUGACACAAACGGAGUUAAGAAAUGUCAUUUUCGAGAUCAGUCCGACGGAGCAUAGCGGUCUCUUCGCCGUGAACUGUCGAUUUAUGGGCCUCGAGAUGGAAAAGCUCGAUAUCAACAUACAAGAGUUGCUACAACUGCAAUACGAGGGCGCAUCCAUCAUGAAUAUGUUCGGCAGAGCGAAGGUCAACGUAAUGAUGGCUGCUGCAUCAACAUUGAACUUGGAUAAUAAUUCUACUAAAAAUGGAGAAAAUACAGAAAUGGACCAGCAACUUAAAGAUAGAGCUGAAAGAAAUCGCCAAAGAGCAAUGUUAUUAAAAAAGUCAAAGAUUGUAACACAUCCAUAUGCAAAUAGCGACUCAACAAAUAAAAGAUUAUUAAAAGUACAAGGGCAGCAUGUUAUUGACAGUGGUGGAGGCUUUUUAAUAGAAGAAAACGAUGAUCUGGAACAGCAAAUGCUCAAAAUAAGAACAGAACCAGAACCUGUACUUGGUAAAUUCAAUGAUUGUGAAGAAUGUCAACAAAAGUUUGGUGAUUCAUAUCUUUUACGUACGUUCAAUCUUUCAGUCUGUGAUGAAUGCAGAGAUAAGGAAGGAAAACAUUCUCUGAUUACCAAAACAGAGGCCAAACAAGAAUAUUUAUUAAAAGAUUGUGAUCUUGACAAACGGGAGCCUAUGCUGAAAUACAUUGUCCGGAAAAAUCCCCACAAUGCUAACUGGGGUGAGAUGAAAUUGUACUUACAUUUGCAGAUCGAGCAGAGGGCCUUAGAAGUAUGGGGUUCAGAAGAAAAUUUGUUAAAAGAAAAAGAAAUGCGUGAUAUUAAGCGAGAAGGAGCAAAAAUCAAGAAAUUUAAUAAAAAGAUGAAAGAGCUGCGUAUGCAAGUAAGGAGUUCCUUAUAUGAUAAAACAACUAAGGCUUCACACGUUCAUGAAUUUGGAAAGGACACUUAUAAUGAAAAGGACGAUACAUACACACACACUUGUAAAACUUGCGGUUAUGAAGAAACGUACGAAAAGAUGUAAUAAUACAUGUUACUAUAAAUAUUUGCAGCAGUAUGAAUUAUAUAUAGCAAACAUCUCGUAAUUAGUAAAUAUCGUGUUUUAUACAAAAAUAUACAAUUUUUUCUGGAAAAUUUGCAAAGAAAUUUAAUAGCGCGUGAAUAUUAUCACGACACUAUGAACGAUAUAUUUGUUUAUUUUAUAAAAGCCAAAUAUAUCAACUUUACAACUCACCAGUUUUAUCUCUUAUUAGUGCUGUACACGAAAUAUUUUUACUGUGAUACCUAUUUUGUAUAUCUGUUAUGUAAUUUGAUAAAAUUGUUAAUGUAUUAUAAUAAUACUGAGGUGAUUUUAUCAGAAGAGAGACUGAAGUUUGCGCACUUAGGCAUAAUACAAUAUACAAUGAUAAAAAUA
Messenger RNA from Odontomachus brunneus, 6199 nucleotides. RefSeq names its product ras GTPase-activating-like protein IQGAP1. The transcript is spliced from 28 exons. Gene Ontology annotation, molecular function: damaged DNA binding; calmodulin binding; GTPase activator activity. NCBI's taxonomy places the organism in Eukaryota, Metazoa, Arthropoda, Insecta, Hymenoptera, Formicidae. Gene Ontology annotation, biological process: regulation of actin cytoskeleton organization; regulation of GTPase activity; nucleotide-excision repair. Bases 95 to 5809 code for a protein of 1904 amino acids. Gene Ontology annotation, cellular component: cytoplasm. The record is from RefSeq and is a predicted model, not a curated record.